Messenger RNA from Medioppia subpectinata, 1314 nucleotides. The record is from the annotation of a GenBank genome assembly. Lineage: Eukaryota; Metazoa; Arthropoda; Arachnida; Sarcoptiformes; Oppiidae.
GCCCGGAAUGUCGGCUUUUAUGACCAAUUAUUAGGCCUAAAAUGGGUUAGAGAAAACAUACAUCUAUUUGGCGGAGAUAAGGAUAAAAUCACCAUUUUUGGUGAGAGCGCCGGGAGUUGGUCGGUGUCCGCACACAUACUCUCCCCGCUAUCAAAGGGUAUGUUUAAGAGGGCUAUUAUGCAAAGCGGAGCCCAAUUUUACAACAUGGAUAAAGAAGUAGUCAACAAAACUGAGGCCUUAUCUCAGGCCAAAGCAAUGGCUAAAGGAUUGAAAUGCAAUGAAACCGAGGAUUGGAUACAAUGUUUGCGAAGAGCGGAUCCCAAAGAUAUACUCAAAUAUGAAAACCCAAUCGCCACUUACCCAACAUUUGACACAGAGUUUUUGCCCAUAAGAGCACAAACCGCUUUCAAUACGAAAAAAUUUAAUACAGACAUUGAUUUAAUCGCUGGCAUAACACGCAAUGAGGGCUCAACGUUUAUUAUAGUUGUGAUUCAUGACCUUGUUCAUAUAAUAAAUAUGAAUAUUUCGGACUUUCAUAACGCGGUGAACGCACUCGACUCAAUCGGCUAUCAUAACGUAAAUGUGCCAAAAGUGACGGAACAUUACCUGAAAGGUGUCAACACUAGCAAUAGUCUGGCACUUCGCACAGCUUUAGGUUCAUUAAUAGGUGACCUAAUACUUGGGUGUCCGACAUAUCAUUUUGCCAAACGGUUCGCACAAACUGUCAAAGAGUCGCAAAGGGUUUACUUUUACGAGUUGUUAUACGGAAGCGAUAAUCAUAUGGACUCUGAUUGGCCGCAACUGUUAAACGAUGAGCCGAUGAAUGCGCCCAAAGUCCACGGCUUGGAUCCCAAAGACCUGAGCCUAUUAUCUCAUAGUAGUAUUGGAGUAGUGAGGGGUCGGACACUACAUGUGUUGGACACAAAUGUGGAUCAGUUUGUGGGCAUUCCAUACGCCGAACCCCCGGUCGGCAAACUUAGGUUCGCAAAACCCGAACACAUUAUAAAGCCAUUUCCCGUAAAUGCAACAAAACCCACGAACUCAUGUAUGCAACCGACAACUUUCAUACCAAUCAUUCCGGGCACAGGUAUGAGUGAAGACUGUUUGGUGCUAAACAUAUGGACAGCAGAUGUAAAGGCAUUGAAACCAGUGAUGUUUUGGAUACACGGAGGGGGACUUAAUAUUGGGACUAUAUUUCAAACGUGGUUUAAUGGCAGUGUUUUGGCCACUAAGGAUGUUGUGGUUGUGUCCGUCAACUAUAGGUUAGGACCGUUUGGUUUCCUAUACGGGGAUCGGGAGGACGCGCCCGGAAAU